This is a messenger RNA of Cynocephalus volans (Philippine flying lemur), 9345 nucleotides long. RefSeq names its product nuclear FMR1 interacting protein 2 (gene NUFIP2). The transcript has 4 exons. Lineage: Eukaryota; Metazoa; Chordata; Mammalia; Dermoptera; Cynocephalidae. Gene Ontology annotation, cellular component: cytoplasmic stress granule; nucleoplasm. Gene Ontology annotation, molecular function: RNA binding. The coding region runs from base 66 to 2159 and encodes 697 amino acids. The record is from RefSeq and is a predicted model, not a curated record.
AGCAGUCUCAGAUCCUGACGGUGCAGCAGCCCGCAGCCUCAGCCAGGGAGUCCUAGUCGCUUUCAAUGGAGGAGAAGCCCGGCCAGCCACAGCCUCAGCACCAUCACAGCCACCACCAUCCGCACCAUCAUCCCCAGCAGCAGCAGCAGCAGCAGCAACCGCACCACCACCACCAUUAUUAUUUCUACAACCACAGCCACAACCACCACCACCACCACCACCACCAGCAGCCUCACCAAUACCUGCAGCAUGGAGCCGAGGGCAGCCCCAAGGCCCAGCCAAAGCCGCUGAAACAUGAGCAGAAACACACCCUCCAGCAGCACCAGGAAACGCCGAAGAAGAAAACAGGCUAUGGUGAACUAAAUGGGAAUGCUGGAGAAAGAGAAAUAUCUUUAAAGAGCCUGGGUUCUGAUGAAGCUACCAACCCUAUUUCCAGGGUCCUCAAUGGCAACCAACAAGUUGUAGACACUAGCCUGAAGCAGACUGUAAAGGCCAGCACCUUUGGGAAAGCAGGAAUUAAAACCAAAAAUUUCAUUCAGAAAAACAGUAUGGACAAAAAGAAUGGGAAGUCUUAUGAAAAUAAAUCCGGAGAGAACCAGUCUGUAGAUAAGACCGAUACUGUAGCAAUUCCAAAUGGUGUUAUAACAAAUAAUUCUGGCUAUAUUACUAAUGGUUAUAUGGGCAGAGGAGCAGAUAAUGAUGGUAGUGGAUCUGAGAGCGGAUAUACCACUCCUAAAAAAAGGAAAGCUAGGCGCAAUAGUGCCAAGGGUUGUGAAAACCUUAAUCUAGUACAGGACAAAAUAAUGCAACAAGAAACCAGUGUCCCAACCUUAAAACAGGGACUUGAAACUUUCAAGCCUGACUAUAGUGAACAAAAGGGAAAUCGAGUAGAUGGUUCAAAGCCCAUUUGGAAGUAUGAAACUGGGCCUGGAGGUACAAGUCGAGGAAAACCUGCUGUAGGUGAUAUGCUUCGGAAAAGCUCAGAUGUUAAACUUGGUGUGAGCAGCAAAAAGUUUGAUGAUCGGCCCAAAGGAAAGCAUGCUUCAGCUGUUGCUUCCAAAGAGGACUCGUGGACCCUAUUUAAACCACCCCCAGUUUUUCCAGUGGACAAUAGCAGUGCUAAAAUAGUUCCUAAAAUAAGUUAUGCAAGUAAAGUUAAGGAAAACCUCAACAAAACUAUACAGAACUCUUCUGUGUCACCAUCUUCAUCCUCAUCCUCUUCGUCAUCUACCGGGGAGACUCAGACCCAAUCUUCAAGUCGGUUAUCCCAGGUCCCUAUGUCAGCGCUGAAAUCUGUUACUUCUGCCAACUUUUCUAAUGGGCCUAUUUUAGGAGGGACUGAUGCAAGUGUGUAUCCUCCAGGGGGUCAGCCACUGCUAACUACUGCUGCUAAUACUCUAACACCCAUCUCUUCUGGGACUGAUUCAGUUCUCCAGGACAUGAGUCUAACUUCAGCAGCUGUUGAACAAAUUAAAUCUAGCCUUUUUAUCUACCCUUCAAAUAUGCAAACUGUGCUGUUGAGCACAGCACAAGUGGAUCUGCCCUCUCAGACAGAUCAGCAAAACCUGGGGGAUAUCUUCCAGAAUCAGUGGGGUUUGUCAUUUAUAAAUGAGCCCAGUGCUGGCCCUGAGACUGUUAUUGGGAAGUCAUCAGAUCAUAAAGUGAUGGAGGUGACAUUUCAAGGAGAAUAUCCUGCCACUUUGGUUUCACAGGGUGCUGAAAUAAUCCCCUCAGGAACUGAGCAUCCUGUGUUUCCCAAGGCUUAUGAACUGGAGAAACGGACUAGUCCUCAAGUUCUGGGUAGCAUUCUAAAAUCUGGGACUACUAGUGAGAGUGGAGCCUUAUCCUUGGAACCCAGUCAUAUAGGUGACCUGCAAAAAGCAGACACCAGUAGUCAAGGUGCUUUAGUGUUUCUCUCAAAGGACUACGAGAUAGAAAAUCAAAAUCCUCUGGCCUCUCCCACGAACACUUUGUUAGGCUCCGUCAAAGAACAGAGAUACCAGAGAGGCCUAGAAAGGAAUGAUAGCUGGGGUUCUUUUGACCUGAGGGCUGCUAUUGUAUAUCACACUAAAGAAAUGGAAUCUAUUUGGAAUUUGCAGAAGCAAGAUCCCAAAAGGAUAAUCACUUACAAUGAAGCCAUGGAUAGUCCAGAUCAAUGAAGGACCAGACUGCCUAUUCGUAACCUUUCUGCAGCAUUAGAGCCACCGUUCAUGGGGGACACAAGGCUUUUAUGCUCCUAGAUCUUCAACGCAGCAGAGGAACCAUAAGUAGAAUCACAGGAUAAUAUAUACAAAUAUAUAUAUAUACAUACAUAUAUAUAUAUAGUUAUUUAAAAAAAGGCAACUGAAAGUAAUUAGACUUCUUAAGGAAUCAAAUUUAUUUCAAGAGACUACACACAUGGUUAUUUAAUCUCCGGUACUGAAUAGUUUUUUUUUUUCUUCUUCUUCUUUUGUUAGUUUUUGUUUUUUAAGUGUGAAUGCAAGUGAUUAAUGAAUACAGACUUAACAAGCGUGGUUCUAAAGUUCCUGCUGUCAUCAACUUGGGCAACAAACGACCCACUGGAAAGGCCAAUCCACUUAAAAGAUCUCUGUAUCUUGUUCUGUGACUAAAGUGAUACACUAAUCACGGGGAACCCAAAAUGAUUCAACAUUUUCCCCCACUCCCUUGAUCUUUUGGUUUUACUUUAAGCCCUGCAAGAAUGCUGGAUAAAUGCCUUGAAGUUUGCAGGGCUGUAUUUUUUUUUUUAACGAAUAUGAUUUGCAUGUCUUGCCAGGAGUUAAGCAGCCUCUGUGGGGAGUUGGGACAAUAUUUUCUUUCUUUCGUUUUAUUUUUUAUGGGGUGGGGAUAGGGGAGGGCAUUGAAGUUCUACAAUUCUGGAAUAGUUGGUGGUACAUAGUUAACUUGGCUUCAGUUACGUAUUGGACUCUAACAACUGAAGAAUCCAUGAGUGUCAUUUAAAGAAAACUUGCAGAACAGGCAAUUGGCUUAGAUAUUUAAUAUGGAAAAAUAUUCCUGUGCCCAUAUUUUAAUGUAAUUGUAUAACUGGGAGCAAAAGUAUAUUCUGCUUUUCAACUGUAGGUGCUCCAGACUUGCUCUCUGUCACUAACACUAAGUGUGCUGUUAUUGUUUUUCAUCAAACAUCUAAGAGAAACUUCUGUACCUUUCUGUACAUUCUUUUAAUUUCUCAGCAAAAUCUAAAAGGGGAAGAGAAAAGCCCAUAAGAACUAAAACUUUUCAAGUUUUUAGCUAGUGAGGAGUUAAUAAAACCUGCCUAUAGAAGGUGUGUUUUCAUGCAAACUAUACUUCUGAGCUUAUUAGCUUCUAAUUAUAUCUUAAUAUAAAUAUAUUUUGUUACUAGAGCAAAAAGGGUUUUUAAGAAAAAUAAUGUGACAUUCUGGACAUUUUCUUUUGGGCAGAGAAGAGCAUUACCCUGUCUUACCAUCACAUUGCUAUCCUGUUGCACUGCAGCUUGUGUAUAGCAUGCUAAAAGAAAUUUUUGUGCGUGUGCAGAAACUAAGGGUCCAGUGUAAGAUUGGGUGAUGUUAGUGGCUUAAUAACAAGUUCUCUGACCUGAUGUAGUGUCACACCACACAGAGAAAUUAGUAUAUCCAUGUAUAUCAAAUACAGGUUAAAAUAGCAGGGCAUUUUUAUAAAGAGUUGUCUUCUAAUAAAAGUAGACUGUAUCCCCUGGGCUAUUUGGGGAGAUAGUAACUACUUUUGCUCUACCCCUUUGCUUAAGAAGUGUUCAGUUUCGAACGACUGUAGUAUGGAUGGGUUUUCUUGUUUUGUUGGUUUAAGACUUUUAACAAGUAGUUCAUGAAAGAAGCUGUUGGACUCAACAUAGUGUAGAGAAAAUAUCUUUUUAGUCUGGAUUUCUGCCCUGCUUAGAUUUUAAAAGUAUGAGCAUGGAUUGCCAAUUCCACUUGAUGUAAACAAAACUUUUUAUACAUAAUAUAUAUAUAAUAACUUAUUGUAUCAGUCCAGGUUCAGAAACUUGUGGUAGGCCAGUUCCAGAUAGUUUCAUUUCACCUGUAAACUGUAUCACUUUUACUGAUAUUGUAAUUUUCAAAUGUAUAAUAUGUUUACAGAUGUGCCCUGCAUUUAGUCUGCCUUGUUCCUAUUUUAAUUUUUGUUGAGUCUCCUGCCUGCUUGCCAAAAGCUAGGAUGCUUCAGGCCCAUGUACAAUUGAAAGCAGAGGCAUCCUUGAGCUUUAAAGCAUUGAACAAACUGGAAAAUGCAACAUACCACAUACUGAAGUGAAAAGAAGUCUGUGUCUUUGUGUUUUUUUUUUAAAUAAAAUUUUUCAAAAAGUUUAAAAAAAAGAUAAAAGGUUGAUUAAAGAAAAGAAAAAAAAAAGGCUCCAGUUUGUUUUACAGGUUUUAAAGUUCUGCUGUGUGUUCAAUUGCCUUGUGUAACCACUUGUCGCCUUAGGGCCAGAUCCCCCCUCCCCCCUUUUUUUAAAUGUCCAUUUUGCUUGCCUGGAAUUUUAAAGUUCUUCUGUCUCACAACUCACAAGAAACUUUCUGGGUUUGUGACGUAGAGAGGUUGAAUGAAUAUAUAUUUAAAAAAAAAAAAAAAAAAAAAAAACACCACCCAGUCCCCAUUUGAAUUAGGCUUUUUAACUUAGAAGCAACACUUAAUUAAACCUUUAGAAAGCUUUUCUUUCCUAAUUCCCUUCCAUAUCCCUCAGGCCUCCAUGUUCAGAGAAGCCAAAAAGAGAAUGUAACCCUUCUGUUUGUCCAAAGGUUUUGAGAAUCUCACUUCUAAAUGAAACAAUGCAACAUUUCAGUUUGAUUUCUCCACUGAAAUUUCCUUGAUUAUGGUUAGAGGUAUAUAGUUAGGAAUGUCUCUUAACUUUGUGGGAACCCUAGUGCCCCAUCAUAUUAACUGUCAGUAUUUUGGGGGCGUUGGGUUAAUGGACUUAAUCGCCUAGAUACAAGCAGGACUUUGGGACAAACCUUUGUGCUGUUUGGAAACACUUAACUUUCUACUUGUUGCAAUCUUUCUCCUUAGGUCCUCACACAAUUCUUUACAGAGCACUUAUUAAAAAAAAAAAAAUUUUAAGAGUUGAUCUGUUUUCUGAUUAUUUUUGUGUAAGCUUCUAAACAAAUUUCAGCUGUGAUUAAUUUAGCACAUUUAAAUAACAAUGUGUUAAUGUUUGAUAAAAAGUUUUCCUUCAACUCAGAGUAUUAGUACUGUAGCAUAAACCAAAUACAGUCUAGAAGGGAUUUUUAACAUCCCUCCAUUAUAAAGACUGAAAAAGGUGUGUGUGUGUGUUGAGUGCUUGUAUGUGAGGGAAGGAUGGAGAUAUUACAAAUUAGUAAAUGAAUGUGUAUAAGACAUUAUAUUAGUAUUCAGAGAAUGAACUUGUAUUUAUUUUGUGCCAUUUGUUUUCAUUACACAGAAUAAAGUCAGGUGGUUUAAAUCCUGAAAAGGGUAGUAUUUGAAAAAUGGCACUAAGAAUGAAAUCAUGACCUAUUUUUUUAAUAGCUAUGAAGAUACUAAUUAUGGGUGAAGAUUUCUUUUUAAAUCUGUCUUGAUUGUAGGCUUCUGUGUCACAUACCGCUCUUGUGUAGUUGUCUUGAAUAAUCCCCCUUCCCCGCAAAAAGACAGGGUGUAUUUAUCUUUCUCUUUAUCCACCCCCACUUUGCCAAACCCGAAGUUAAUUGCAUAGCCUUUCCUCUAACCUCCUUAGUAAUGAACCUUCACAUAAAGUGUAUUUACAACAUCUAUAGGAUCCCUUCCUCCUCUGCUUUCUAGGAGGGGAUAGCCAAUAACUUAGAAUUUGUUAAUAACAGUUUUUUCUUUCUUGAAAUAAAUAGCUGGAGAGUUUCUCUCCAUUUUAGAAUUUUGCUGUCCUCCUUAAUUAUCAGCUUACCUAAUCAUCACUCAAAAUCUGCAAAAACUUCAUAAAGGAAAAAAAAAAAAGCUGCAUUGAUUUUCAAAUAGCAGUUUUUAGGGAAAAUAUGACAAACUUCAACUAUGGGAGUUGUCCACAAUGCAAAAUGUUUCAUCACAAAACAUUAUAUAGCAGCAGUAUUUCAUACUUGGUUUUUCGGCUUGUUGGUAACGCACAUCAGAGGCAUCUAGUGGUUUAUCUUUUGUAAUUGCUGUAAACACACAAAAAAGCCAUUUAGUGUGAAAUUGUAUAUCACGUACCGAACGAUCUCAGGCAAGGAAAUUAGAAGAGGACUUUAUUCAAUUUUAAGUUCCCUUAAUAAGGAGGGAGUUAUUCUUGCAAGGCUUUCUCCAAAGAAAUAGGUUAAAGGUCUGAUUUCCAAGGAUUUUGGGGAUAGUUAUGCCACUGUGCCAUUCCCUCAAAUAACACAUGAUCCUUCUUGUAUACAUAUGCUAACUAUAGAUAAAUAUAUGAGGAUACUUCAAAAAGUUCAUGGAAAAAUAGAAUUAAAAGAUAAUAAAACUCUUCCCAUGAACUUUUGGAAGUACCUUUGUAUGUAUAAAGGACAAUAGUUUUUAUGAACAGGUCUGUUGAUCCUGUACCAGACAAGAUAGAUUCUGAUAGGACAGUGUCUUAAUAGUCCCACCCUUAAUUUAACUAUUGGAUUUUAAAGGAAAGAGUAGGAUUUGCUCAUCUACCCCCCGACCAAGUACUGAUAUUUGUUUAAAAGCAGGGGGAGGGGGUUCAGAGGACAAGACUAGAAGCAUAAACAGCUACUCUAAGUUGCCAGAGGCACGUGGGUUAACAUUAGUUCUUAAUAUUGAUGUUAUUUUUAUUAAAGUAAUUAGUUAACAGGGCACCAGGAUUCUCUUAUGAUGAGAGAUGGGCUUCUACUUUGGGUAUCUUGAAAUGUUUCUUCUGAUAUGUGAGAACCAAGAUUACACUGGGUUGGUUUAAAGAUUGGUGAAUCAUUGGCUCCAUUCCAAAAGCACUGCUUUGAGUUUUAAAUUAAAUCUCACACUGUUUUGCUGCUCAAGAAAGAUCUUAAAGUAGUUAAAGUAAGGGAUGCCAGCAAUAGUAUGAAUAGAGUUUUAAGUUGCCUGUGUAAUAAAAACACCCAGUGAAUUAUUAUAUAUUGCUUUUGCAGUACUGGGAAUGUCAAAUACCAUUUAUGGGUUAGAAACUAUGGAACAGCCAUCUUCCAUGUAAUGGAAUUGCUGAUUGAAACUUCCCUAUUCAUAAAAUUUUGUUUUGAAACUUCCCUAUUCAUAAAAUUUUGUUAUGUCCGGAGUUUUAAAGCCAUUUUAUGAUACUGCAGUAUCCCUUUUCUAUGGCCUUUUAAGAAUAACUACAAACAUUUAAUUUCCAGUUCAAUUUCACUUUCACUGUAUAUAACAGUUGUACUCUGCAGACCAACAAACCAACUUGAGGUAAAUCAUAUAGCUUUCCAUAUACCCUUUGUUUCUCAGGUGCUAAACAAAGGCUCCAAAAAUGGGUACUGCUUUAUAGUAACGUCUGCUUUAUUCUUAAAAUACAUACUUCUUUUGCUAGAUGUAAAGAUUUGGUGUUAAGAAAAGUAUGUAAAUAUGAAUGAAUGCCUUCAGUUUGCCUGUUUGUUAAUCUGUUUUCAUUUAUCCUUUAUAGAGGAGGAUCCUUUCAUGAUCUUUCUUGAAUACAUUUCAUUAGGUAUUGUUGCAUUUUUAGAAUGAAAAUACAACUGUUUUCUGUCUUAGAUUAAUCCUGCUGCUGCUAUGAGAAACAAAAUCAAGAAUGUGAUGCACUUUUUACAUUACUAUAUACUAUACAUAUACCAUAGGUUGCUUUGAUACCUUUCCUGUAGCACAGCCACUAACAAAAGUGAAUGAAUUUUAAAAUUCUCGGUGAGGAAUCUGUACAAGUAACUAAUCCAUAGUUGGUAUUGGCCUAUGAAGGACAAUAACUUAGGAAAAUAAAAAUUCUGUUAAUAUUACACUUUUUGGCCUUAAAAUGUCUUCUACUACUGAAAACUUUUUAAAUCUUAGCUUUGUUUCUAUUACUCUCUGCCCCCAAAAGGAAUCGGGAAGAAUGGCUUAAAGGAAGUAGUAUCAUUGGUUUGUUGCUGAUCUUUUAGAAAGAAAACAAUUGUCUACUAUAUAAGCUGGGGACUUAUUUUUUGUUUGUAUACGAAGGAGAAAUAAUGCUGCCCUGAACCGAUCAUAUCUAGUUUAAUCAAAUUAAAACUCCAACUAUUCUGCCUCUCUAGUAAUUUUUUUUUCUUAGCAAAGGUAAACUUAAAUAUAGCAGCAAUGCUGCUUGACAAGAGGAAAAGUCAUUUCUGAAGCACAUACCCAAACUUGAAGGAGAUUGAACCCAAAAUAAUGGGAGGAAAACACCAAAUGAGGUGGAGGAGUAUGAGAAAGAUGAGAAACUUUGUGGUCCAAAGGUAUCUGGUUAUAUUUUAAUGUUGCCAAUAUUUGCAAAGCCAAAAUUUUAAUUUGCUUAAUAUAUUUGUUGGCCAGAGAUCUAUUUUUAUAUCAAUGUGCCUUGCAUGUAUAUUAAAAAAAAUAAUUGGAAAGGCCAUGUAGUAAUGCUUGAGAUAGUUGAUGGUUCUUACCACCUCACUGAUUUUUACGCAGUAUGAAAUGCUCAUUCUAUUGCCCAACUGGUGCUCUCUGUUUGAAGUUAUAAAUCUUAUCAAACUGGAACUAUUUUAUAAACUGGGGAAGUGAUUUACUUUGUUUAUUCUUUUGUUUUUAGUCUGUUAGUGGCUGUUCUGUAGUGGGAAAUAGUAAAAAGGAUUCUUCACUCUCCUUCCCCUUCAGCACCUUCAAGUAAUGUGAUGACACCAUUUCUUAUGUGCUUUGAAAAAAACUUUGAGCUUGCUGUCUCCUUUAGUGUUAUAAAAAAAGUGUUAUAAAGUAUUGUUUGCAAAAUCUAGGGAGAUAAUGGAGUCCACUUUAAUUUGGAAUUCUGUUUGAGCUAUGAUCCACGUUAUCAGCUCUUUCCAACUUUAAAAUUUUUUGUUUGCACCUUGCUUAGAACAUUUUAAAUAUUUAUGUCUGCAACAAUUGUCUCAGAAUAAUAAACUGUGCAAUUCUUGUCAUUAAAAAAAAAAAAAUCUGAACUCUCCCUAAUGUGACUUUUUAGUUUCUCUGUAUUUCCUGCCAGUGUAAAUGUGAAAAGCUUUGCUUGCAUUACGUUUUAGAAAUGCAUUUUGCACACUCGAAUUUUGCCGAAGCUCCUUCAAAAGGUUAGAUCUAAGUAGAUGAAUAAAGCUAUGCACAUGUUUUGAAAGUUUAAUUUGUGUGUCAUUACCAAAAGUGACCUACUUCUUAUUACUUUGCUGUCCUUAGCUUUACCAUCUUUGGAAACAUGGCUCAAAUUUGUAGUUCUGGGCUAGCUCAUCAGUGGAACUAGAAGAGAGGAAAUUUGGCACCUAUUUUAAAUAAAGUUCAGUUUAAAUGAGA